AUGAUCAGCUCCGAGGGCCUGCGGCCGGCCACCGGCGGCAGGAAGCCGCUGGGGAAGCUCGCCUCCCGGUUGGAGGAGGUGAAGAACCCGUGGAGGGAGGGCUCCAAGCUGGAGCUCAGCCACAACGAGGCGGCCCGGCUGGCCACGGACGCGCUGCUGGAGCACGGAGAGAAGGAGUACCGGAGAGUCCUGGCCGAGGAGCGGGAGCUCAACUUCCUCUCCCCGCUGGAGAUCCGAUACAUCAGCAAGCAUGCGGCCAGCAAGACCCCCGACACCGACAGCUGCACCGACCGGGAAGACGGGGACACGGACGCCGUGUCGGAGCUCACCUCCGGGACUUACUUCCCCAUGAUGUCCGACUAUGAGCCGCCUUUGCUGGAGCUCGGCUGGCCGGAGACCCCGGCCAGGUUCGGUCCCUCAGACACCCAGAUCUACUUCCAGAGGGACAAGAGCCAGAACAUCAAAGACCUGAUCAGAUCCAAGAUCAAUAAGGCUAAAAAGGUCAUCGCCGUGGUGAUGGACAUCUUCACAGACGUGGACCUGAUGUGCGACCUGAUGGAGGCGUCCAACAAGCGGCGAGUCCCUGUCUACAUCCUGCUGGACGAGAAGAAUCUGAGCUACUUCACAGACAUGUGUGCGGCGCUGGACAUCCAGAACUCGCACCUGAUGAAUAUGAGAAUCCGCAGCGUUUGCGGCGACACGUACUGCACCAGAGGUGGGAAGAAGUUCACCGGUCAGGUCCUGGAGAAGUUCAUGAUCAUCGACUGUGAGGAGGUCAUUGCUGGCUCAUACAGUUUCACCUGGCUGUCGGCUCAGGUGCACAGCAACAUGGUGAUGCACUUCUCCGGCGUCAUCACCGACAGCUUCGACAAGGAGUUCCGCUGUCUGUACGCCGACUCGCAGAUCAUCGACAGAUUCAACCCGGAAGAAGACGACAUGCCUUAUUUUCCACCAUAUCAGUCCUUUUUGCCCCAUGGGAUAACCAUGGGGAUCGGCGGGCCAAUGGGGCUGGAUCUACACUCUGACAGGCAACGGGACCGGAGCUGUUCUGAUCACUCCAGCAGCCAGUCCAGCAACAGUGUGUCCAGUAUUAAGGUUGCUCCUGGAAUGACCUCCAACAACGUCUACAAGGUCUCUCCGGGUCAUGAGAAGAAGGAUUCAGCCCUCCAAAGCCCCGAGAGAAGAGUUGGAGGUCCGCUGAGAGUAGGAGGACCAACCUCUGCAGUGCGAGGUUCUCCUAAUGGAGGAACCAGUCACAACCUGAUUACUGACCGCCAGAUACCAAGCUAUGGUCAAUCGGCGGGCAUCGAGUGGAACAAACCCGGAUCUGGGGAACCCUUGCGAGGAAAUAUUGGAGGAACAACCUCUAAGUUUCAGGGACUGGGUUUGUAUGAAAAAUCCUCCAUGUUUCAUAGCACCCCGAAGCACCAGCCCCCCUCCCAGGUCAGCGACGCCAAACUCCCCCAGAUGCAGAGGUCGCCUCAAGGCCAGUUCCUUAACAAAUUAUCCGACAAAAUCAUGCCGUACUCCAAAGACACCUACAACUUCCGCAGGCCUCCAUCCCCUCUGAACACUCCACCCUGGGGAGUACCAGAACUCUCUCAGCCGGAACCGGAAAGCCAGCAGGGCCCGCCGCCGCCAACGUCUCCACCGGGCUUCAUGAGUCGCCAGGACCAGAAGCGGAUGACGUUAGGCCACAGCAAGCUGGACCUGGUGAAUCACUACAACAAGAUGAAAGUAAAGCAGGUUUACAGCCGCUUUGAGCUCAAGAGCAAAAACUGAAGCUUCCCUACGGAGCGUCUCUUUGUGUCCUCGUUCACAACCCAGAGAACGGACUGCUCGGACUUAGAGCUGUUGCUUCCUUAUCAGUUACCAUUUGAAUUCUUCACAAGCUCUUUGUUAUCUUCCACAGGACGCGUGGAAAUAAAGCGUAGGCAGCCAUUUUUGGCUCCGAGCUCCUGUUUAGUUUCACUCCUGAAACUGUUAAGCCUCUUAAAUAGAAUAAGGAACAACUGUUUAAAAGGAUUAUUCUGUUUUUAGGAUGAUCCUGAUAUGAAAAAUGUAUUCUUUAUAAGUCGUCUACUGCUGUUAACUCCUCAUGUUCUGUAAACUUAUAGAGUGGAGCAAGAGCUACCAGAUAAAACCUUCUCGACACUCCAGGAACAUUUUCUCUAAAUGUAAAUAAAUGUAAUCUUAAAAUGGUUUAGUGUACAAAGAAAUUGGAUUUAAAGCAUUUUCUUCAACACAUCCCUGACAUCUCCAAUUAACAGCAAUUAGAUUAAGAUUAAAGUCUUAAAAUCACUAAAAUGUCAGGUUAAUUAAGUUGAUAUUGUUGAAUUUAUAACCAAACUAAUUAAUCUUCUUGAAAUUGAAUGUAAUAUUAUUAAUGUUUUAUGAAUGCACUGUAUAUCAUUCCCUAGAGGAGGUGGUUUAAUGGGUGCUGUUGGCUUCAGGUAGAGGCUGCAGCUCAAACUGAGCCUUUAUUCCCCUUUAGUUAUAAACAUAUAAAUGAUCCAGCAGAGAUAAUGAGUUUAACAGGAAGCAAAUUUAAGUUCUUAUGAAAGUCUGGGAGACUAAACGGACCAAUAAUGAAGGAGCAACAUUUUUCUCAGGAUUAGCGAUAAACAUUAAAGCGUCAUCAGUAUAUAGUGAAACUUUCUGUUCUACCUCUCCUAACAAAAAAGAAACUUUCUGGUUCGAAAAAAGCCUUUGUAAGGAACCAAACAAGCACAUUUGGUGUUAAGAUUCCAGUUACCAUAAAAAGAAGAGAAAUCAGGUUUAAUUUGCUGCACAAUCCACUGAAAACAAAGACCCUAAAACUGAUUCAUUUUGUUAAAACUGUUAAAUAAUAAUUGACUGUUUUAUUCUCGUUGUGUGCAGCUUUUAAUGCCUGAUUGUCGGUAAAGAAUCCCACAUCAUACUUGUUACAUGGUCACACGUGCCUUGAUCCUCUGAUCGUCCUGCCUUAAGGUUUACAGCCACAUUCUGACCCAAUUCUGUCCGAGGUACAAACUUUAGACGCUCUGAUCAGCAGUAAAACAUCAACAGUAAUAGAUGUAAAUUUUCCGGGAUUUUUUUUCCCUCACAGCAGAUCAGAUGAUGAUGUAACUCUGAUUUCACUUGGAUGGGUCUGAAGUCUUUAUAUCCAGAUUUGUAUAUAGUUUAACCAAAACAAAGGCAGUUAAUGCUUUGACGUUAAACACUUGUGAUGAU
Molecule: messenger RNA, 3213 nt
Organism: Cyprinodon tularosa
Lineage: Eukaryota; Metazoa; Chordata; Actinopteri; Cyprinodontiformes; Cyprinodontidae
Gene: sack1c
Product: family with sequence similarity 83 member C
Exons: 5
Coding region: 1-1782 (593 amino acids)
Source: RefSeq, a predicted model, not a curated record